Chenopodium quinoa (quinoa) is the source of this 420-nucleotide messenger RNA. RefSeq names its product ATP-dependent DNA helicase PIF1-like. Lineage: Eukaryota; Viridiplantae; Streptophyta; Magnoliopsida; Caryophyllales; Amaranthaceae. Gene Ontology annotation, molecular function: ATP binding. The transcript has a single exon. The record is from RefSeq and is a predicted model, not a curated record. Bases 1 to 420 code for a protein of 139 amino acids.
AUGGAAUGCACCUUAUUUGCAAAAAAUUCUUUCCAAAUGUCACAAUGUGUCAUAGCUGUUGGGCAAUACAAAGGAGUUGAGGUCUUUAUACAUAGAAUAAAUUUAUGGCCACCUGGUUCUGUAAGUUACCCAUUUCAGUUUGAAAGAAAGCAAUUCCCUAUCAAGCUAAGCUUUGCAAUGACUGUAAAUAAAUCUCAAGGGCAAACUUUGAAUCAAGUGUCCAUAUAUCUUCCACGUUCAUGUUUUUCUCAUGGGCAGUUGUAUGUUGCUAUGUCUCGUGCCAGAAAAGCCAAAGAUGUUAACAUCUUCUAUGCUAAGCCUCCAAAUCCAUUCCCACAAAACACGGUGAAAAAUGUAGUAGCUUAUGAAGUGUUAAGGCUAACAGGCAUUAUUAAAGAUGACUCAAAUGAAAGUAGUUGA